GGCCGCGCCGCGGGGAAGGGGCGGCGAGGAGGAGGAGGAGGAGGAGGAGGAGGGCGCCGACGGCCACGGCACUCACGCACCCGCCCGCCGGCGCCUUUUCCCGAGGAAGCAGCCUCGGCCAGGUGAUGGUGAGUUCGCCGCUCAAUAAGCUGUUCCCCUGCUCGGUUAUCCUCAUCACCAGGCUUUGACUGACUGGUGUGAUGGAUGAAGCAGAGGAAAAACAGUUCAUCAGCAGUGCUCAAUAUGUGAGAGAAAUGCUAUACAAGAUGGAUUCAGAGCAUCAGACCUCUGCAAAUGAAUGUUCUGGAAGUGAACAGAGAUCUGCCAUCAAGUCUUCUGGGAAUAAACGAGGCUUUAGAUUUCCUAUUUUAGACAAGAUAUCCAUCAAGCAGAAGUUGAAACCCAACAUAAGCUUUAAAAAAGCAGAGAAAGGUGUACUUGACCCAAAUAAAGUCACUGCAGAUUUUGGAGCCCUUCAGGACUGUGCGGGACCAUCAAGUGAAACUGCAUUUGAGAACAGGGAGAGAUCUCAAGGAAGGAGGAGUUUAACACAGUCCUCUGAGCUCAGUCUAGAUUGCAGGGGGCUUGAGAAAAAACACAAAAUAGGAAGUGUCCCUGCGCAGGCACAAGCUCAGCCAUCCACAUCUACCUUCCAGGAAACUAGUGGUUCCUCUACAGCAAGCAAACUGAGUGGUUUAUCACUUCUGCAGCAUAAAAGAGCCUCUUUUAGGCCCAGAGGGAAAAAAUUUUGUUUUAUCCAACACUUAAACAGGAAAGAUUCUCAUGAAGAAGUGGAAGAAACUAAAGAUGCCAGUCAGUUAGAGAGAGAAAGUCUUUCUCUGAAUGUUACCCACUUUCCUAGUGGUCUGGGUCAGAGCCACAGAUCUAGUGAAAUAUCCUUAACACAAGGUGAACAACAUAGCUUGGAAGAAGGUGCAAACACUAAGACUACUUCAUCAAGGUGGGGGAGAUCUUCCCAUUGGCUUUUAAGAAAGAAAAAAUUGACAGUCAGUGCUGCUGAUCCACAGCAGAGAAAAUCUAGGGACAGUGACAAGUUGUACGCUGCAGAUGGGAUUUACAUAGAAGAUGCAGAUCAUUCUGAACUGGAAAGCAGACCAGCUAAUUCCUCUGUUCCAAAGAGGCACAGUAAUGCUAGUUCCACAGAUAGGGCUAGUGCCCACAAUUAUUGCAAAGAACAGCGUUCUGGUGAACACAAUCAGAACCAUUACGGUGGCUUUGUUAGUUCAUCCACAUCCACAGUUCCCACGCCUUCACCACGUUCUGCAUUCAACGGUCAAGGAUCCUUCACUUGGUUUGCACAGAGACCCAAGUCCUCAAUAAACAGGAGCUCAGCAACAGUUGCUUCACAAACACUGAAUUUGGAUGGUAGUUCAAAAUUCAGUAUGCAUACACCCUUGUCUCUUUUAUGCAAUAGGGACUCUUUUUUUACUCCAGCAAGCUUUGAUUUUUCAGUGCCUCUUCGCAGUAUACCUGAAGACAACAGCUUAGUGGAAGAGAGUACCAGUAACAGUUUUAACACUUCAUUUCCCAGCUGUGCCUCACACGACAGGGAGAGCUUACAGAAUUCACUUAGUUCUUUAUCUCUAGAUUCUUCCAGUCCAUCAUUGUUUCAGACAAGGUUCACUCCAGAUCUCCAGGCAGCUUCUGCUUUGCAUGAUCAGUUGCCAUUUGCUUUGCUGGCAGAAUUCGCUUUACAAAAUCUAAGUAGCAGCAUGAGCAACACAACAGUCCCCCAGUCAGUGAGCUCAAAGAAAGUGAAGAAGCCACAGGCAGAUCAGGAGAAACUUAAACAACUACAGGAAAGGUGAGGAAUAUAUUAAAUAUAUAUGCAAACACUAACAUAUAUAAACCAAUGGCAGCUAGAGCAUGAAUUCAUCUUUCAAGUUCUCUAUACAGUUGGAAACAAAAGUGUUCAUAGUUCUUCCAGCUAUGUUUCAGUCUUUACCAUUCAUGACAGCCCUGACUUUUAGUAAAUGGGGCAUGCCAAUAUUAAAGCGAUUACAGGUAUCGUUCUGUUGGCAACACUGAGAAAUACUGAAUGAGAAGAUGUCAUUUGCCUCAAAGCUUCUACAAAUCACACACACACGCUUGCUUUAUUCCUGAAGAACAUUAGGAAAUACUGCUGAAGCUUCUUGGGCAGUUACAUGAGGGAGAUUUGUGGUUUUAUUGUUACCGAGUUAGAGGCAAAAAAUAGAUUCCUCAAUGUGACAGAGUCCACCACAAUCUGCAGUGUGCUCUUUCAGCACUGGUACACAUGGUAAUGAGAGAUGGUCAUAAAACUUGCCACUUUGUUCCUCUUUAGGGCUUGCUUUGGGAUAGAUCCUGUUUAACAAGCGCUAAGCCCUUUUAAGCUCAGCUUCUUAUGUAUUUCAUCCACAAUCAAAAGUUCAAGUUUUAAGAGGCACAGCUUUGUUUGUCAAAGUUAUUUUCAAGUGUUUGCUUGGUCUCUGUGGUCUAAAUAGAGUAAUUUCUUUGACUGCAGAGACUUUCAAAUAAAGGCAGAAUGAAGGAGCAAUAGGUUUCCCUGCUGCUCAUUGUAAUCAACAAGCUGCUCGCUCUGUCUCGAGAAACUGCUUAAACAAUUAGAUUCAGAGAUGUUAUCAAGAAAAACAUUUCUGUUGUCAGCUUCCUUAGAAAUAAACCAACUGUCUCUAUUCUGAAGUUUGUCACUUAUCCCAGGGAACAUAGCAGUCAGCCAGAUAGAGGUUUCAGAUUGAAACUUUUUUUUAAAUUAAGGAAAGUCAGAACUACAGGUGCCAUGCUGCAUGUGGAGUUAACAUUUAGAAUGAAAUGGACAGCUACAGGUUUUUCCAGCUUUGCACUAAAAGGUGGUAAAUACUCAUCUGCACAGGUCUCCAGCCUGUUAGCCAAAAGCCUUUUCCUUCCUUCCCAACACAAAACAUUGGAGCAAACCAAAACACAGCUAGAAGGGGAUGGAGAAGAGGGGGGGGAAACUUGUAGAGUCUGCUUUUCUGAUUUAGAUUUUUUUUUAAUCAUGCAUGUAACAUGGAAGGCUAUUAGUCAGUGGUCAAAAUUAAGGACUGAGAUGAAGCUCCACAUGGUUAGGGUUUAAAUACAUUAAGAAGGGAGAAUGAUAAGUUAUUUGAUUUUUUUUGUACUCAGAUUUUUUUUAAAAAAAAACCAAAUUAGUUAAUCUAGAGUUAAAUCCAAGGCUGACUUUUUCCUGUUUAGAAUUCUAGUUGCUAAAGAGAAACCCAAUUUAGACAUCGAAUUUUAUGCAAAAAGUGUUAAAUUACAAUCAGUAAGUAGUUUGCUUGCUUUCAUUCAUCAUUCAUAAUUAGAAAGUCUUUAAAAUGGUUUGUUAUAUAGUUUUUUCCUACUUGAUUAAAAUAUCACUCUUAACCAAGAAAUGAACUCUCUGCACCACCACAAAUCUAGAAAGGUUUCUAGAAAAGAAAGCCACUUGGGACAAAUUUUUAAAAUGCAUGCAACACCAGCACAACUUCAGGAGAGGAGUAUUCAGCAGAAGCAUAUUCCUCAUAUGCAUCAAAGGCAGUAUUUAAACACCCCAGUUCUUCUCAAAGAACAGUGGCUGUAUAACUCUCAACAACAUAUUGUCAGAUGUUGGUUACACAAAAGCAUAGAGGGGAUUUAGAGACUAUAAGGUUUUUCCUUUGCACAAUUAUCAGCUUUAAGAAACACAUUAAUCUCAGACUGUUGCAUAUUAUACUUUCAGGUCGCCAUCAUGCAGUAAAAGUCCUUAGCAAAAUCUCUCCAAAUCCUAGAACAUUAGUGCAAAGAUACUGUCCUUUAUUUGACUGUAGACUUUGCUGAGAGAAGGUUUUGCUUUCUUCUGUU
Molecule: messenger RNA, 3840 nt
Organism: Dromaius novaehollandiae (emu)
Lineage: Eukaryota; Metazoa; Chordata; Aves; Casuariiformes; Dromaiidae
Gene: MARCHF10
Product: membrane associated ring-CH-type finger 10
Exons: 5
Coding region: 201-1829 (542 amino acids)
Molecular function (GO): zinc ion binding
Source: RefSeq, a predicted model, not a curated record